AUGGCACCUGUAGGGUUACGUCUUGCGGCUCAAGCAACCUCUUUAUACAGAGACGAGUUCGUAUUGUCUGGGCAUUCUGAAGCUACAGAUCCCAGAAAAGUUGCUAUCAUCCGAACUGCAACCCUCGCCAGCUCUGAACACUUAGGGUUGUCUCUUAUACGGCUGGACAUCAAUCCCGGGGGUAUCAUGAGUCCCAAUACACACUACCUGGACAUUGAGAUUCUAUUUGUGUUGGAAGGAGAAAGGUAUUCGAGAGGCCUGCUACACUUCCAGCUGAAGAAAGGUGCGGUGCUUGCAUCGAGUCUGAACAUCUUGAACAAUCAGAAUCCUGGGGGCGAUCGGAAGCUGUCUAGCGCCUACCUCAUCGAAUGUGCUCCAAAUGCUAUACUUUUCAUGUUUCUCACUAUAGCAUGA
This is a messenger RNA of Marchantia polymorpha subsp. ruderalis, 414 nucleotides long. Lineage: Eukaryota; Viridiplantae; Streptophyta; Marchantiopsida; Marchantiales; Marchantiaceae. The record is from the annotation of a GenBank genome assembly.